This is a messenger RNA of Culex pipiens pallens (northern house mosquito), 770 nucleotides long. RefSeq lists its product as uncharacterized. The record is from RefSeq and is a predicted model, not a curated record. The transcript is spliced from 2 exons. The coding region runs from base 69 to 659 and encodes 196 amino acids. Lineage: Eukaryota; Metazoa; Arthropoda; Insecta; Diptera; Culicidae.
GGAUUUAACAAAGCAACCCGGUCACAUUUUCCAUCAAUUCGUUUUUCACUUCCAACAAACUGCAAGCAAUGGUGCGUACUCGUGGAGAAUCUACCGUGCUCCUGGUCGGAACCACCAAUCCGGAGCCGCUGGGCAGGUUACCGAAGCUGCCAACGGUCCGGGAAACUCUGCAGCGGUGCUUGCAUCUGGUACGCGAACACAACAGCGUGGACGCGGCGCUCACGAUUACGACCGAUGAGUUGCUGGACAUUUGGGGGAGAACGACGCUUCCGCUGCGGCAGAAGAGUAACGUGAAGAGGGCUCUGCGCAAGCUUCACCAGGAGUUGGGAUUAUGCAGGAAGAACAAGACGAAGGAAACCGCACGAAAAAAGAAGUUCGCGGGGAAGUUGGACACCCUGCUGGACAUUUCUCGGGCCAAGUUGGAAGCAGUUGACGAGCGGGUGAUGGAGUUCCUCGAGGAUCAAAGAGGUCGUCGCAAAUUCGGCCUAGCCGUUAUUGACGGUGCCGUCACAAGGCGGGAGAGGUCAUCAGUGGGAGAGUCGGAGGCAGAUUCUGGCGAUCGAGCUGCAGGAUCCGUCGAAAGCCUUAAUCCGGAUGAUGUGCCCGAGAAUCCACAGCGAUGGGAGGACCAUUUCGUCGAGAGCAUGCAGGCUGAAUAGUCAAAUUCAGCCAAAGCAACCCGGUGACCGUUUUUAUCUAUUGCAUUUUCUUAGUCAUGCUGAUGUAACAUAUGAUAUUCUAUGCAAGAUUUUCAAAUAUAAAUAAAGAAC